Nicotiana tabacum (common tobacco) is the source of this 1064-nucleotide messenger RNA. RefSeq names its product nectarin-1. Gene Ontology annotation, molecular function: manganese ion binding. NCBI's taxonomy places the organism in Eukaryota, Viridiplantae, Streptophyta, Magnoliopsida, Solanales, Solanaceae. The record is from RefSeq and is a predicted model, not a curated record.
UCCCCAUUGUCCAAAGCAGCAGAGAGUAUUCAAAUCUCCUCUCAACUUCCUCUAUUUCCGUGCCUCUCUUUUGAUUGCUUCCUUUUCGGCUUAUAUUAAACAAAGAGUUGUUUAACGAAUAGUACUUUUCUAUUUCCACCAUGUCUGCAUUUGGAAAACUUCUUGUGAUUAUGGCUAUGGCUAUUUUAGCCAUUAACUUAAACAAAGUUUCUGCUGGAGAUCCAGACAUGCUUCAAGAUGUUUGUGUUGCUGAUCUUACUUCCAGUUUUACCAUAAAUGGAUUCCUUUGCAAGAAGAACUUUUCAGAAAUAGACUUUUCAUCAAUGGUCAUAGCCAAGCCAGGAGCAACAAACAACACAUACGGUUCCGUAGUCACAGGUGCCAAUGUUAUGAAAGUACCUGGUCUUAACACACUUGGUGUCUCACUUUCUCGUAUUGACUAUGCUCCUGGUGGCAUUAAUCCACCUCAUACUCAUCCUCGUGCUACAGAAAUGAUCUUUGUUACAGAGGGUGAAUUAGAUGUUGGUUUUAUUACAACAUCUAAUGUUUUGAUUUCGAAACAUAUUGUAAAAGGUGAAGUGUUUGUUUUCCCUAAAGGACUUGUUCAUUUCCAGCAAAACAAUGGCAAAGUUCCGGCAGCUGUUGUCGCCGCCUUCAACAGCCAGUUGCCGGGGACUCAAUCUAUUGCUACAACGUUGUUCGCUUCCUCACCAACUGUUCCCGAUCAUGUCUUGACUAAAGCAUUCCAAAUUGGAACUAAACAAGUGGAGAAAAUUAAGUCAAGGCUUGCACCUAAGAAAUAGACUUUUCGUUAAUUGCUCGUGACUAUUAUUUUCUUUGGUGAGGUUGUUAAUUGAUAAUGAUUUGUGUGGGUUCAAAUAGGAAAGAGAAUGGAUACUUUCAUUUGUUUUUAUCCUUUCUAAAUUUAUUUCCAAUAAUGUUGUAUUUACCUUAUGAGAACUUCGUUUCUCUAUUCGUCAGCAAUAAUGUUAUCUUUGUGUAUUUUUCUCCUACUCUAACGACUUGAAUAUAAGAAAAUGAUCAUACAAAAGAUUUUUUGUGCU